AUGAAUGGCACAGAAGGACCCAACUUUUAUGUCCCCAUGUCUAACAAGACGGGCUUGGUUCGCAGCCCAUUUGAGUACCCUCAGUACUACCUGGCUGAGCCCUGGAAGUACUCUCUUGUGGCUGCGUACAUGCUGUUCCUCAUCAUCACUGCCUUCCCCAUCAACUUCCUCACCUUAUAUGUGACCGUGAAGCACAAAAAGCUGAGGACCCCUCUGAACUACGUCCUGCUCAACCUGGCAGUGGCUGACCUCUUCAUGAUCAUCGGAGGCUUCACAGUCACUCUCUACACAUCCCUGCAUGGAUACUUCAGCUUAGGGGUCACUGGUUGCAACAUAGAAGGAUUCUUCGCCACCUUAGGAGGUGAGAUUGCACUGUGGUCUCUGGUGGUAUUGGCUAUGGAGCGCUAUAUUGUGGUCUGUAGGCCAAUGUCCAACUUCCGCUUUGGGGAGAAACACGCCAUCUCUGGGUUGGCAUUCACAUGGAUCAUGGCCUUGACCUGUGCUGCUCCGCCUCUGUGUGGAUGGUCCAGGUACAUCCCAGAGGGAAUGCAGUGCUCCUGCGGGAUUGACUACUACACUCCUAAGCCUGAGAUCAACAACACCUCAUUCGUCAUCUAUAUGUUUGUCCUCCAUUUCUGCAUCCCCCUCUUCAUCAUCUUCUUCUGCUACAGUCGCCUGCUCUGCACUGUGCGAGCGGCUGCAGCUCAGCAGCAGGAGUCUGAAACCACCCAGCGAGCGGAGAAAGAGGUCACACGCAUGGUUAUCGUCAUGGUAAUCUCCUUCCUGGUGUGCUGGCUGCCCUAUGCCAGUGUGGCGUGGUACAUCUUUAUCAACCAAGGGACUGAGUUUGGACCAGUGUUCAUGACUGCUCCGGCCUUCUUCGCAAAGAGCGCCGCUCUGUAUAACCCAAUCAUCUAUAUUCUGCUCAACAAACAGUUCAGAAACUGCAUGAUCACCACAGUGUGCUGUGGAAAAAACCCAUUUGGAGAAGAUGAAGCUGCAGCCACAGCCUUCUCCAAGACUCAGACUUCAUCUGUCUCCUCUAGCCAGGUGGCCCCUGCUUGA
Notolabrus celidotus (New Zealand spotty) is the source of this 1065-nucleotide messenger RNA. RefSeq names its product rhodopsin-like. The record is from RefSeq and is a predicted model, not a curated record. Gene Ontology annotation, biological process: G protein-coupled receptor signaling pathway; phototransduction; visual perception. The transcript has 5 exons. Gene Ontology annotation, cellular component: photoreceptor outer segment; membrane. The coding region runs from base 1 to 1065 and encodes 354 amino acids. NCBI's taxonomy places the organism in Eukaryota, Metazoa, Chordata, Actinopteri, Labriformes, Labridae. Gene Ontology annotation, molecular function: G protein-coupled receptor activity.